Messenger RNA from Amblyraja radiata (thorny skate), 3154 nucleotides. Its product is annotated as cytochrome P450 2D6-like. NCBI's taxonomy places the organism in Eukaryota, Metazoa, Chordata, Chondrichthyes, Rajiformes, Rajidae. The record is from RefSeq and is a predicted model, not a curated record. The coding region runs from base 299 to 2545 and encodes 748 amino acids. Gene Ontology annotation, molecular function: heme binding; oxidoreductase activity, acting on paired donors, with incorporation or reduction of molecular oxygen, reduced flavin or flavoprotein as one donor, and incorporation of one atom of oxygen; iron ion binding. Gene Ontology annotation, biological process: arachidonate metabolic process; xenobiotic metabolic process. The transcript has 16 exons. Gene Ontology annotation, cellular component: cytoplasm; intracellular membrane-bounded organelle.
UGGCGCUGUAACCACCGCCCCAAGUGGUGGGCAUGGAACAACACUGGAAGGGAAGUCUCUUAUCUAUCCCCUCUACGGGUGUUGCCUGACCCGCGGAGUUACUCCAGCACGUUGUGAUUUACUCGAGAUUCCGGCACCUGCAGUUCCCCCCGUGUAUCGGUUUAACGCCGCUUCCCAGCCUCUGCUCUGUGGCUAAUCUCCCACAUAGUGACCGGCAGCGGGGAAAUCAUUUUAAACACCAUGAACAGCCUCACAUUUCAAAGCAGAGCCAAAUCUGCGGAAGAAGUACGGUGAUGUGAUGAGCUUAGACUUUGGGUGGACAAACAUGGUGGUAUUGAGUGGCUACAAGGCCCUGAAAGAGGCGCUGGUGAAGAAAUCAGAAGAUUUUGCGGACCGACCAGAGCUCCCAGUAUACACAAGGAUCUUUAAGCGCUUUGGAGAAGGUAUUGUUCUAGCAAAGUAUGGUGACUGGUGGAAAGAGCAGAGAAAAUUUGCACUUUUGACACUGAAACAUUUUGGGCUCGGAAAGAAGUCUCUUGAAUUGCGAAUUGUGGAAGAAGCUGGAUUUUUAAACCAAGCAUUUGAAGGUGAACAAGGUGGCCCUUUUGAUCCUCACAUCCCGUUAACUUAUGCAACCUCAAACGUUAUCUGUUCCAUUAUCUUCGGAGAUCGUUUUGAGUAUCAUGACAAAUGGUUCCUUGGAUUUUUGCACACAAUUGAAGAAAGCUUGGUAUUGGAAGGUGGAUUUUGGGGCCAGCUGACGAAUACCUUCCCUUUUGUUCGACACCUCCCGGGCCCACAAAACAAAAUAUAUGAAAAUCAAGAUAAAAUCAUUCGGUUUAUCGAAGAAAGAAUCACAAGGCACAAAGAUACAUGGGAUCCAGAUGAUCCCAGGGACUUCAUUGAUGCUUUCUUUACACAACGGGAGAAGAUGAAACACAGCCACAACACAAGUUUCCUGGACUCCAAUCUGAUGGGGACAUUAUUGAGCCUUUUUGCUGCAGGUACAGAGACCACCUCCACCACCCUAAACUGGGCCUUGCUCUUCAUGGUGCUCCAUCCUGAUGUACAGUCCCAGGUCCAUGAGGAGAUUGACAGAGUCAUUGGGAACGGGAGGAAGCCAAAGUUGGAAGACCGUGAGGAAAUGCCAUUCACUAACGCAGUUAUCCACGAAACCCAACGCUUAGGAAAUAUUGGUCCAAUUUCACUGCCUCAUCAAACGUACAGAGACACCGAGGUCAUGGGUUACACCAUCCCUAAGGGAACAAUGAUCUUUCCAAACAUUACCUCAGUCUUGUAUGAUGAAGACACUUGGUUGACUCCAUGUGAGUUUAAUCCGGGACACUUCCUGAAUUCUGAUAGGAUGUUCGUGAAGCCGGAAGCUUUCAUCCCAUUCUCUGCAGGUAUUGCCUUCGCAAGAUAUGGCCAUUGGUGGAAGGAGCAGAGAAAAUUCUCACUUUCCGUAAUGAGAAACUUUGGACUGGGGAAAAAAUCGCUGGAGCUGCGAAUUGCAGAAGAAGCAGAAAUGUUGAAUAAAGCAUUUGAAGAGGAAAAAGGUCUCGCCUUUGAUCCAAAUUUCAGGAUACACAUUGCAGUCUCAAAUAUUAUCUGCUCAAUUGCCUUUGGACAUCGCUUUGAAUAUCAAGAUCAAAAAUUCCUUGAAUUUCUCCACAUCAGUGAAGAAAGUCUCAAAAUGGAUGGUACCUUUUGGGGUCAGUUGUUCAACACGUUCCCUUUUAUUCAUCACCUCCCGGGGCCACACCAUAAAAUAUUUGAAUAUCACGACAAACUCAUUCAUUUUUUACAAGAAAUAGUCACGGAACAUAAAAAAACAUGGGACGCAAAUGAGUCCAGGGACAUCAUUGACGCGUUUUUGGCAGAGCAUGAGAAGAAUAAGAACAACCCCAAGACAAGUUUCCUGGAAUCGAAUCUGAUCGGCACAAUCCUUGACAUUUUUACUGGAGGUACAGGGACCAUCUCCACCACCCUGCUCUGGGCCUUGCUCUUCAUGGUGCUCCAUCCUGAUGUGCAGUCCCAGGUCCAUGAGGAGAUUGACAGGGUCAUUGGGAACGGGAAGAAGCCAAAGCUGGAAGACCGUGAGAAAAUGCCAUUCACUAACGCAGUUAUCCACGAAACCCAACGCUUAGGAAAUAUUGGUCCAAUUUCACUGCCUCAUCAAACGUACAGAGACACUGAGGUCAUGGGUUACACCAUCCCAAAGGGAACAACGAUCAUUCCAAACAUUACCUCGGCCUUGUUUGAUGAAGACAUUUGGUUGACUCCACAUCAGUUUAAUCCGGGACACUUCCUCAACUCGGACGGGAAUUUUGUGAAACCGGAGGCCUUCAUCCCAUUCUCUGCAGGUCACCGUGUGUGUUUGGGGGAGCAGCUGGCAAAGACGGAGCUCUUCAUCUUCUUCACGUCCUUGCUCCAACACUUCACCUUCUUUCUCCCGGAAAACGAGCCGCGGCCGAACUUCAGAGAAGCUAAAUACGGAAUUAUCCUGUGUCCUCUCCCCUAUCGUCUCUGUGCUAAAACCAGAUGAGACACGUGUGGAAUUUUUCUUACAGGAGCCUUCGUGUCUGCGUUAUCAAUAGUUUGACACAAUCUCCCUGCUGAACUGUAUUUUGAUUCCGUUCUAUUCACUCGUGCAUUUAUAAAGAACAAAUGUAGACAGGUUGUCCCCGGCUUCUCAAGUCCCAGCAUACGGACACCACGCAACACGAACGAGCUCACAUAAUAUUAUUAAAUUGAGAAGUCUAACGAUGUUCUGACAUUCAUUCCUAUGAACGAGAGAGGACUUCAUCUCCCCACUUUCAGUAAUAGUUUUUUUCUUAUCAGUCUUAUGUGCUUUGGAUGAUGCUAUUCAUUACAUUACGGAAGAGGUGUGGAUCACAAAUCGCGUGUGUAUUUUCCGACUUGUGGACGUUUGUUACCCAGGGAACAGUUCAGCACAAAGACUUACCGUGCGAUGGGUGUCAAUGAUGCAGAGCCACUGAAUUCAUAAACCACGUUCAGCCAGCCGGAAAUCAAACAGCUCUUUCUUUCCCCAAGCCAGUGUAAUAUUUCCUUGCUUAUGCAUUUAAUGAGCACUUAUAAUUGAUUUCAUUGCAUGGUGAUCAAAUAUAAAGACUGUUCUUAUAUUACAUUUAAU